CCCUUUGGUAAAAGGUCAAGGUUUAAACAACUUUUGUAUCCAGUUAUAACAAAAAAAAUGUUUACAUAGGGUUUAUACUAAAUUUGUAGCGAUUUGAAAUGGCAGACAGACUGACACAGCUACAAGAUGCUGUUAAUCAAAUGGCUGAUCAUUUUUGCAACAGUGUAGGAAUUUUACAACAGUAUUCACCACCAAGUCAAUUUGCUGGAUUUGAGAAACAAAAACAGUCUCCAUCAGACCCACCACAAGAAGAUUAUCCACAAGUAUUUGCCAAACUGAUAGCAAGAACUGCAGGUGAUGUGGAUCUACUUAUAGAUUCAUUACCUAGUGAAGAAUCCUCUUUAGAGUUACAGUUGGCCAGCUUAAAAAAACUGGAAAAUGAGAAUCAAGAAUCUGCAAAGCAUUUGGAAGACAUUGUCAGUAAAGGAGAGACAUUACUGAGUCAGAUACAGGAAGUUUUGCAUGAUAUUGCUGAAUGUCAGCUUCGAUGUCAAGCUUUAGAAUCCAAUACUUGAUGAUAGUAUGAAAAGUAUUUUGUACAGUGUGUAAAAUAACCCCAAAUAAACUGGUUCCUAGUGCAUAGUGGAAUACUAACUUAUGUUUUGUAUAGAAACAGAUGACCUGGGACAGUUUUGAUGUUCUUGCAACAUAUAUUACAGGAAGAAGAACUCUAGAGAGAAAUACCAUUUUAUGUAUUUUGCUAUACAUGUAUAUAUAUCUUGUCAGAAAUAAAACAACAUAUUGCUGAA
Mytilus trossulus (common blue mussel) is the source of this 749-nucleotide messenger RNA. RefSeq names its product mediator of RNA polymerase II transcription subunit 21-like. Lineage: Eukaryota; Metazoa; Mollusca; Bivalvia; Mytilida; Mytilidae. The coding region runs from base 99 to 515 and encodes 138 amino acids. Gene Ontology annotation, biological process: regulation of transcription by RNA polymerase II. Gene Ontology annotation, molecular function: transcription coregulator activity. The record is from RefSeq and is a predicted model, not a curated record. The transcript is spliced from 4 exons. Gene Ontology annotation, cellular component: mediator complex.